AUGGCCAGCAUCGGUGGCCGUGGCCAGCUGGCCCGGGCUACUCGAAGAGAGCUGGGAGCCAUGUUUCGCUACUCAGUUGACCCGAUGGCACCGGGGGGCUCCUGCAGCGACUACGGCCAGGAAACCCUGGAUGCCAUGUUCGACGAUGCAUAUCAGUUAGCGGGCACUGCAAUCCAAGCAACGCUCGAUCAUGAGGAUGCAACGGCGGCAACGACUAACGAAGCGACACACAGAAUGCAUGGAGUGAUGAAUUGGAUGGAGUCCGGUGGCCGAACCAAUAAUGGACUGAACAAACGUCGUCCCUAUCUCUUCUGCGGUGACACUUGGCGCGUUCGCGAGACGAUGAGCAGCCAGAUGAAAGACGCUGAGGGCAACCCCAUGGUCAAGGAGAACGGCGAGCCGUAUCUCAUCCAGGAUAGCAAGGCCAUGAAGACUCGUCGCAAGGAAGUAGCAGAACAGCUGAAAAAAAGUACCAAACAUAUUUACCCGUACUGGAGCCAGGCCACUCUGACGUACACCUUCGCUGUCAAAUACGAUGAAGAUCCCACGCUCGGUCCUUGCAAGACAGAAGCCGGCGCCAUUGGCUAUACCAUUACCGAAAAGUCUUUCGGCGCCAUCAUACUAUGCCAUACGGCGUUCAACGGACGUCGGUUACGCUCCGUGGCAGCCUCGGCAUUCGCCAGCAGCUUUUUCGAAACUGGCCAACCACCUUCCGACAAAGGUAAAGUUCAAGAGAUCUCCGAAGUGGUUCCAGCCGGACGGGUUGCAUAUCACGAAUUGCUUCAUCUGUAUUGGGGCUCAGUAAUGAACGAGGGUGGCAAUGAGGAAUACAGUUUCCAGCGAAUGGCCGGAAAUAAGCUCCGAAAAAAUGGCAAGAUGUACACAAAGUCCCUAGCCAUGGAAAACCCAGAGACUUACGCUUUGGCUGCGGUCGCCUAUGAUUAUACUCUGCAUGUCACCCAUACUACAAAGCCAGGCAAGACCUACCCAGUCGAGUUCUACACAGGCUUCUGUACGUAUGAGGAGUGA
Aspergillus fischeri NRRL 181 is the source of this 1029-nucleotide messenger RNA. RefSeq lists its product as uncharacterized. The record is from RefSeq and is a predicted model, not a curated record. The transcript has 4 exons. Bases 1 to 1029 code for a protein of 342 amino acids. NCBI's taxonomy places the organism in Eukaryota, Fungi, Ascomycota, Eurotiomycetes, Eurotiales, Aspergillaceae.